AUGGGCGGUGCAAUGUCUCGAGAGUCCCGUCGUGGUGAUGGGACUCGUCGUAGAUCCACUCAUUUACAAGAUCAAUAUGAACAGACUCUUUAUGAACAGUGGUUCGACCGCGCGGUGCACAAAGCCUACUCAGAACCUCCACAAAUCUUCACGAGCUCCUCAAUCCUCGACACCCUCUACCACCGUAUCUACUGGUCGAUACGGGCGCUGCAAUUCAAGAUUUUCUACAAAAAUGAAGAUAUGGAUCUAGACGAAGUGGUUGACAAAUGGGAGCUCGGAGUUCAACCACCCUCGUUGGAGCAGCUGACAAUUAAGACACAGUUUAGUCCGAAGUGGAUUAAGUACAUGUAUGCAAAGUUUAAGAAUGAAUCCCCAACAGGAAAAAUGAAGGAAGAGGAGUUUCGAAAUCUACUAGCCUCUAUCAUCGCCCCAGAAAAAGCCACCGAUCAAUAUAUCUCUCGAUUAUUCUCAGCCUUUGCUGGAAAGGACAAAAAGACAAUCACUUUUGAGGACCUCAUUGACAGUCUCUCGCAUGUCCACCCUCAAACCGCUGAGACCAAUGCGAAAUGGACGAUGCGAUUGAUCACCGGUGGUGAGGGCGACUGUUUCGGGUACACCGCGUUCUUGGAUUUCACUCAAUCUGUAUUCCAAUUGAAUGAGGGAAAAGGAGGGAAUGAGGAGAUUAAUAAAGAGUCCGUGCAGCAGAGAGCAACCACGAUAUUUACAGAGUUGGAUGGGGAUCGGGAUGGGCUGGUGACCUAUGAGGAUAUGAUACGGUUCUUUCAGGUGAGGAGCGCUCUAGUAGAAUAA
Molecule: messenger RNA, 810 nt
Organism: Caenorhabditis remanei
Lineage: Eukaryota; Metazoa; Nematoda; Chromadorea; Rhabditida; Rhabditidae
Exons: 4
Coding region: 1-810 (269 amino acids)
Molecular function (GO): calcium ion binding
Source: RefSeq, a predicted model, not a curated record